This is a messenger RNA of Exophiala viscosa, 1512 nucleotides long. Its product is annotated as major facilitator superfamily domain-containing protein. The coding region runs from base 1 to 1503 and encodes 500 amino acids. Gene Ontology annotation, cellular component: plasma membrane. Lineage: Eukaryota; Fungi; Ascomycota; Eurotiomycetes; Chaetothyriales; Herpotrichiellaceae. Gene Ontology annotation, molecular function: transmembrane transporter activity. The transcript has 9 exons. Gene Ontology annotation, biological process: transmembrane transport. The record is from RefSeq and is a predicted model, not a curated record.
AUGGGGAACUCUGUAGAGAACACCUUCAAAAACGACGCAGAGUCGGUAGUCCGUUGCUCAGACUCCAAUGUGCCUGGCACAAGACAGAUCACAAAAGAGGACGGGACUUCCGACGUGGUUUUGGUGCCUCAACCUUCCUCUGACCCGAAUGACCCUUUGAACUGGUCACGGGGACGCAAAUACUGGCACAUGUUUGUAAUAUUGUUCUGGUGCUUCAUAGUCAAUGCAGCGCAAGUUCCCACCAGCUUUAUCGCAUGGACCAGUCCAGCCUGGGCGACCUGGGUUGUGGACCUCAACACAACUUACACGGACUUGAGCAACGGGGAAGGUAUCCUGGUAUUUCUGUGCGCAUUCGGAUGUCUGGUAUUUCAGCCAUAUGCUCUCAAGUACGGCCGACGUUUACCGUACGUUGUGGCUUCUGCAUUCGUGCUUGUUGGACUCGCACUUGGCCUGGCAAUGAAGAGCAUCGCUUUCUUUUACGCCUACACUGCUCUCUCAGGAUUCGGCUCUGGGCCGGUCGUUGAUAUCAUGUUCCUGCAUCAGAGGGGAACUUGGUUAGGCAUAUACUGUCUUGUGCUCCUCGUUGGUAACUUCCUUCCUCCAGUGGCGGCAGGUUACAUCGUCGACUCUCAAGGAUGGCAAUGGUGUUUCAAAUAUCUGCUCGUGUUCAUGAGCCUUGCCACUUUAUUGCUGGUCUUCGGAGCGGAGGAAACCCUGUACGUACGGGACAGGGAACAGGAGUUGGCGUCUGAACAGACCGCCGAACAGCAAGGUAGUCUUGAAACCACUGCACACCAUCAUAUUCCGACCAACCACCAGAAAGCCACUUAUGUUCAACGGAUGACACUUUUUCGGCCAGAUACGAGGGUCCGGAUUGGGUUUUGGGCCUUCAUUAUCUCCCCUUUUCGACUUCUGCUCCUCCCUGCCAUUGUAUGGGCGAGCGUCAUGCUCAGCUUGUUGACGUUCAUGACGAGCGUCGUCUUCACCACUCAAGCUAGGGCGCUUGGCCUGAUGUAUUUCGCUGUGAUCAUAGGCAUGGUCUUUGGAACAGUGUUGGGUGGACCAUUCAGCGACUGGAUCGUGCUCCACCUGUCUCGACGAAACGGAGGUAUCAUGGAGCCUGAAUACCGCCUUUGGGCUUACCUACCGGUCUCCUUCUGGGCCGCCGCCCUCCUUAUCCUGUACGGCGAUGGGGCAAGCUAUGGCGUCCACUGGAUUGUGCCAUGCAUUGGCCUCACACUUAUCGGCCUUGCCAUGAACGCUGCUGCACCGGUUUCGAUGGCUUAUGCAUUUGACUGUUACAAUGAGCUCUCCGGCGAAACGGUUCAAUUGACGAAUUUUCUGCGCAACGCAAUAGGAGGGGCGAUGACUUUUGUUAUCCAACCUUGGAAUACGAGCAUCACUAUCGCGGUGUUGAUGUUUGUGCUCAAUCUCUCCUCGGAUAUGAGAAUCUGGACUGCUGGUCGGUACAGGAGACUUGUUGAGAAGGAGGUGUAUUAUUGAUAAAUUGCG